Bacidia gigantensis is the source of this 990-nucleotide messenger RNA. RefSeq lists its product as uncharacterized. The transcript has 2 exons. Gene Ontology annotation, biological process: thiamine biosynthetic process. The record is from RefSeq and is a predicted model, not a curated record. NCBI's taxonomy places the organism in Eukaryota, Fungi, Ascomycota, Lecanoromycetes, Lecanorales, Ramalinaceae. The coding region runs from base 1 to 990 and encodes 329 amino acids.
AUGGCACCACCUGCUGCCACAACUCCCUUUCCAGACAGUGAAUCCGCAAACAUCAAAGCAUUGAAGAACAGCAUCGGAUUGAAUGGCGCUGUGAAAAGCAAUGGCAAUGUCAAAGCAAAGACACUCGAGGAAAUGGAAAGCAAAUGGGACACCUUCGCUUUCGAGCCAAUCCGCGAGUCCCAGGUCUCCCGUGCCAUGACCCGACGUUACUUCGAAGACUUGGACAAGUAUGCAGAGAGCGAUAUCGUCAUCGUGGGCGCGGGAUCUUGCGGUUUGAGCGCUGCAUACAUGCUGGGGAAGUCCCGGCCUGAUCUGAAGAUUGCCAUCAUUGAGGCCAAUGUCUCACCAGGUGGCGGCGCCUGGCUAGGCGGCCAGCUCUUUUCUGCGAUGAUCCUCCGCAAGCCGGCAGACGCCUUCCUCUCCGAGCUCGGUGUCCCUUACGCCGACGAAGGUCAUUAUGUGGUGGUCAAGCACGCGGCUCUCUUCACCUCGACCCUCCUCUCGAAAGUCCUCGCCUUCCCGAAUAUCAAGCUCUUCAAUGCCACCAGUGUCGAGGACCUCAUCACUCGCCCAGACCCUAAUGGCGGCGUGCGCAUUGCAGGCGCUGUCACCAACUGGACGCUCGUAACACAACAUCAUGAUGAUCAGUCUUGCAUGGAUCCCAACACCAUCAAUGCACCCGUUGUGGUCAGCACGACCGGUCACGAUGGCCCAAGCGGCGCAUUCUCCGUCAAGAGAUUGGUACAGAUGGGUGCGGUGAAAGAGCUGGGAGGUAUGAGGGGAUUGGAUAUGAACACCGCAGAGGACGCGAUUGUCAAGAAGACGAGGGAAGUGGUUCCUGGCUUGAUCGUCGGUGGUAUGGAAUUGAGUGAGAUCGAUGGCGCAAACCGCAUGGGCCCGACAUUUGGAGCCAUGGUACUUAGUGGUGUCAAGGCUGCGGAAGAGGCUGUCAAGAUGUUUGAGAUGAGGAAAGGAGAGCGUGAAGAUUAA